Hippopotamus amphibius kiboko is the source of this 13164-nucleotide messenger RNA. RefSeq names its product KAT8 regulatory NSL complex subunit 1 like (gene KANSL1L). Lineage: Eukaryota; Metazoa; Chordata; Mammalia; Artiodactyla; Hippopotamidae. Gene Ontology annotation, molecular function: histone acetyltransferase binding. The coding region runs from base 8980 to 11949 and encodes 989 amino acids. The transcript has 16 exons. Gene Ontology annotation, cellular component: NSL complex. The record is from RefSeq and is a predicted model, not a curated record.
AAGUGUUAAUGAAAAUGGUAAUAUUGUACUUGCCUGUAGACAGUCUGUAAUGAAAAUCUGAAAACAAUUCAUAAUGAAAGUUUUUAAUACUUGAUAAUAUGUUUAGGUUUUGGUGAACACUUUAUUUCUAUAUGAAUGUGACAGUUGUCUUGCAGAAUUGGGAGAAAAUGCAAUCAUUUAUAAUAUUACAGCUUUGUUAAUAUUUCUAAUAAACUUUAAAUUUAUUUCUGGUCCUAUAAGAUCAAGAAUUUUCAAGCACGUUGUUUAAAGUAAUUAAAAUUUUUUUAACUUGGUAGUAGAUCAUUAAUCAGUGUUUAACCACAUGAAAUUAAGUUGGAGCCAAAAUGUAUAUAAGAAGCAAAUGCGAUAGUGCCAAAUCUAAGCAUAAAUUUCUGGAUCUAAGUUGAUGUACACAGGGAAAAAAAAUGACUUCAUUUAUAUUCCUGUGAGUCAUGCAUUUAUAACUGAGUGGUAAUAAUUCUGCUUGAAGUUUGAAGUAUGACCUGUUUGAUGUGUUAUGUGGCCACCCAAGUGGCUAUAUCUUUAAUUAAAUUCCUUUAGUCUUCAAAGAGAAUUCCUUUUUAGGCAUGGUUUUCAAAGUGGAAGGAGUUCUAGCUAUAAACGUUAUUGAGUACAAAGUACUGAGCUUACUGUACCUUUGUCAUGCCAAUUACUGCAAUGUUUUCUCCCGCAAAUUGAGAGUGCUCAUUUGUGGCAUAAAGAAAUCUUGAAAACACGACAGAGUAUUUUGUGUCUUCCAGUAGUUCCUAUAUUUUUGAGGAAUAAAAUUAUAUCAAAGUAAACUCUCUCAUUACUUUUAUUGAUUUAAUUGGUUUAGUUGACUUAAUUUAACUUUAUGAGUUACAAAUUUAGAAACUUUUAGGCCCCGUAUAUUUUGGUAAUGUUUGAAAGAGCUGCUUAGAUUUUGCUAAAGGAAUUCAUCUUUUUUUCCUACUCGUUCUCUGUUGUUAUAAUGGAUCAGCUAUGUGAAACACAUUAAAGUUGUAAGUGUGGAAAUAAUUUAAUAUUUGUCUCUGCUUGAGGGUUCUCCCCCUCUCAAAAUGCUGUUGGUAGUCUUUUUACUUUCUUUUCAGAUGAAUCUGUCUUGUUUGUUAUGCUUUUAUUCCUAGUUUAUGUUACUGCAUUGAAGAGAAUUGGGAUUAUCCAGAUUUCAACUGAAAGAGUAAAUUUAAUGUUCAGGGGGUAGAUGUUGAUAUAUUUCCUAUGGACUAUAUGGAAUAUACAUAUACAUGCUAGAAUGUAAGUCGUAGUCAGAUCUGGAGUAGUAUUUUAGGGGAUGGAAAAUCACAUUUGGCUUUUAAUUUUUAAUAAUGUUCAUUCUCAGGAGGAAGGAUGGUUCUUAUUUAGAUUGUCUGCAUUAUUAGUUUCAACUCUGGAGAUAGACUAGAUUAGCAAACUUUUGAUUUUCUUUAGACCGUAUGCCAAAAAUUACUUGGUAUAUGUGAUCUGCAUAUUAAUUGUAAAGACGUUGUUACUAGUGUUGGAUCAACUCAAUAAUUAUUGAUAUCAUAAUUAUCUCACUAUGUACAUGCAGCAUUUGAGGGAUGGCAUGAUGGUAUUUACUAUAUCUCAUAAUGUUCAAGGGAUCAGAUUGCAUUUACUUAAUGCUAAAUUCAUAAAUAAGUGUGAUUUAUUUGUAAAUCUUAAAAAAUAAAGAUUAAGUCACUAAUGGAAGCAUUUUGGAGACAACAGGGCAAGACUUUAUAUGUAAUAAUGUAGUAUCAGAACAACUGAUUUCUUUCUUAAUUCACAAUGAAUGUUCUUUGGAUUACAUUGUAGACACAAAAUUAGAAUUUAUAGUAUGGGCUUAACUUUAUAAUCACCACAAGGAGUGAACUUUGGCUUGUCUUACUGAAAUUUUCUCUGUGGUUGGUAAUUUUUAUGAUAACUUCUAAGAAAAUGUAUAUGUAUUGAAAUCUAGACUUUUUGCUAUAGGAUUGUUUACUUGGUGGAUUAUCUGUAACAGUUUUACAAUGGAUUGGUUUUGGCUGUUUUUUGUUUUUGUUUUCUUGCCACCCCUAAAAUUUCUGGGCUGUGGAUGUGCUAAGGAAUUCUUAUUAUUUAUUUAUUUUUACUUAAAUUGGAAUGCAGGUUGAAAACUCUUGUAAAAACAUGAAAGUGAAGUUCAUGCCCAGGAAAUAUAAUUGACUUUUGGAAUAUCUACAACUAUGGCCUAUUAACAGAUAAUCAAAAUAAUCUAUCUGGUUGCUUACUUUCAAAGGGUGAUACAGUUUCUUACAGUUUUGCUUCUUAAGCCCUGUUAGCUUACCGUUUUAGUUUCUGUAUGUUGUGGUUAAGGAAGUUUGGUUGUUUUUUUCUGUUUUAUUCUUUCCUGUUUUUUUGAAGUCCUAUAUCAUGGACUGACUAAAUUCUUUUUAGAGCAGGGACCUAUUUUGCUUUAGUAUCUUGGGUGUAUACAAAAUAAGUAAUCAUCAAAGAUGAUAGUGAUGCCGAGAGUAAAUAGAAUACAAUAUUUUAGCAGCUAGAAAGAAAUUUCUUAGACUUAGGUAAGAUCCAGAUACCAUUUUUUCCACCCAAUAUAUGCAUAAUUAGAAACUGAAUAAUUAGAAACCAGAAUAAUUAGAAAUUGAAUAUUCAUAAGAAGAUAAAGAUGUUUGGAAAACUCUGAGGAUUUGCCUUUUUCACAUUCUUUUUGUAUAACCUCAGCUAUUAUAGGUGCCUAAAAAUACUAAAGAAUAUAUUUGCCUAAGAACUUUGAGACUGAAAUAUUUUAGUUAAUAAUUUAUUCCUAUUUACUUUAGGGGUACCAUAUACUUCAUGCUGUCCAGUACAGUAAUCCUUAACCACAUGUGACUAUUGAGCACUUGAAAUGUAACUAGUCCAAGUUGACUUUAUGCUAAAUAUAAAAUAAACACUGUAUUUUGAGACUUUAGCACACAUGAAAAAGAAUAUAACAUAUCUCAUAAAGAUAUUUUUAUCCUGAUAACAGGUUGGAGUCAUAAUAUUUUCUUUAUAAUGGGUACAGUGAAAUUAAAAUUUCAUGUUUCUUUUUACUUUUUAAAAUGUCUAGUAGCAAAUUCAAAAUUACAUAUGUAGCUCACAUCAUAUUUCUAUUGGACAGCAAUGUUCUAUACUAAUAUUUCCUAGCCUUAAGACUCCUUUCACAAUGAGGUAUCUUAUAAGCCUAUUCCUUGAAAUUUUUAAAUGAUUUUAUUACUUUGGAUGGUAUUUAUUGAAGAAAUUUUUAUUAAGGGCCUACUAUGUGCCCUACGAUAUUUUAGUAUACAGAAGUGAAUGAAAACAUUCGAUCUUACUUUCAUGCAGCUUUCAUUCUAGUGGGAAAAAUGUGUGAUAAAUAAUUUUCAGUAAAUUUUUAAUGAACUAUUCUGUGGGCUAUUAUAGUAUGUAUAUUGCAUAUGAUAUAAUUUUAAAAUACAGUACUUCAUUUAUUGAAUGACACAUGCUAUUUAAUUUACUUUUGGCAUUUACCUUGCUUUGUGUUCUCUAAAUUUCCUGGAUCUGUGGUUUGAUGUCUGACAUUAAUUUGGAGGAACUCAGUCAUUAUUGCUUCAAAUAUUUCUUCUCUCUUCACCUUCAGUAUUCCCAUUACAUGUACGUUAACACCUUUUAUAGUUGGUCCACACGUCUUGAAUAUUCUGUUCCUUUUUUUUUGUUUCUUUCCUCUUUGCUUUUCAUUUUGUAAGUUUCUAUUGACAUAUCCUCAAGCUCAGAGAUUGUUUUCUCAGCUUUGUCCAGUCUACUGAUAAGCCCAUCAAAGUGUUUCUCAUUCAGUUAUGGUGUUCCUGGUCUCUAGAAUUUCUUCUUGAUUCUUUCUUAGAAUAUCCAUCUAUUUCCGGCUCUCUGCUUACAUUAUACAUCUGUUAUUGCAUGUUGCCUACUUUUUCCAUUAGUGCUCUUAGAAGUCAUAAUUUGUUGUUUAAGUUCUUUUAAAGUCAUGAUCUGAUAAUUCCAACAUUCCUCUCAUAUCUGAAUCUGGUUCUGAUGCUUGCUCUGUCUCUUCAAACUGUUUUUUUGCCCUUCAGAAUGCCUUUUAAUUUCUUGUUGAAAGAGGGAGCAUGACAUACCUGGUAAAAGGGACUUUAGUAAAUGGGUCUUUAGUAGAUGUGGGGUAUAGAGGAAGCAUUUUAUAGUCUGAUGAUUAGGUUUGUCUUUUAGGGAGACUGGGCCCCAACUUCACAAAUGCUUCACAGAUUUUUCCACCUCUUAGGUGGGGUGGGAUGGCUAAAUGGAGCUGGGGUUAGGUAUUUACCUUCCGCCAUAUGGAAGGCUAGUACAGGCUGGAGUUGGAUAUUUCUUUAACUUACUUUUAAGAAAAAGCAAGACUUUUCAACAGAUUUCUUAGAUAGUAAUAUAUGAUCUGUCACUUCUUUAUCUUCAUUUUAUUUGACCUCACUGUGGCAUUUGAUAGAGCUGCCCAUGUUUUUUUAACAUACUUUUAAACACUUUGGAAUCUCAAUUCCAUACACUCUGGAAUUUCUUUCUCUCUCACUAACUGGGCUUCCUUCCUUCCUUCAUUCCUUCCUUCCUCCCUCCCUCCCUUUCUUUCUUUUUAAUGAAUGGGAGUGUGCAUUUUAUUUUUAUUUAUUUAUUUGGCCACACUGUGUGGCAUGAGGGAUCUUGGUUCCCUGACCAGGGAUCAAACCCGUGCCCCCUGCAUUGGGAGCAUGGAGUCUUAACCACUGGACAGCCAGGGAAGUCCCACUAACCUGGGACUUCCAGUUCUCCUUUGUUCGAAUAAAUGUGAGUGAACCCCCUGGCUUGAUCCUGGGCUCCUUUCUCUCUCUGGCUCAUUAUGUUCUAGACAAGUUUGUAAUUUUUGUUCCACAAACACACCGAAUUUAUUCCUGCUUUAAAGCUUUCUAUUAUUGUCUUUUUUCCUUGGGAAGCUCUUACUCCAAAUCUUGGUUAGCUUGCUAUUGUCGUUUCAGGUCUCAGAGCCAGGUGUCACCAACACAGAAGGCUUCCUUCAUCUACAAAUCUAAAUUAACUCCUACUGCAAUGUAGUCAUGCUCUAUUACUCUACUUUGUUUAAUUUUUAUAAAAAUACUAUGCAGACCCCUAUUUACUUCUUUUUUUAAAUUUUCUUAUUUGUGUAUUCUCUGCUAUUUGCUAGAUAGAAUGUAAGCUCUGUGAGAAUAGAAACCUUAUUUUUCAUGCUUACUACUAUCUUUCUAGUACCUAGGAUAAUAUCCCUUACAUACUUCGCAAUAAAUAUGUGUUAAGUGUUGAAUGUUUGAUCUUAAAUCAAAUAUAUAUUAAAUUGAGGUUAAAAUCCAGCUUCUACCAAAAAUAGACAGAACUACAUUUAUGACUUAAUGCUGGCCAUUUCUUCAUUUUCAGCUUUUAAAAAGUCAACUGGUUAAUUUCCAUAUUUUUGGAAAAUUUUUAUUUUGUUUUGUUUUUAAAAGAUGAAAUAAGUUUACAGCUGCCAUUCACAAGCACUUCUCUAUAAAUAACUUGUUGUGGUAUGGAUGGAUUUAUACCCAAAUGAAAACCAGAUGGUCUUAGUAGUUAGUUAUUCUCACUGUCUUAAAUUGGCUUCUGAAAUACUGGAGAUACCCGUUAGAUGCUGUAAAAUAAUUUUAAUCAUGUGGAAUAUAGCUUACGGAACUAAUGGAGCUAUCUUGAGGUGAAUUUGCAGAAUUAUUAUUUUAUGCUCUCAAAUCAGUAUUCCUUAUGCACUCUGCCUCUAACCAGUUGUCUAUUAUGUGUAAAAAUGAAAUAAUAAACAAUUGAAAACAAUUACAAUUUAAAACUGUAUAAUGGUCGAAACCAUUAUUCAGAGUUAACCUGAAUGGUAAACUCAGUGACUUUCAGGAUCAUGCACAUCUGAUUUCCACUAAUUCCUAGACAUAUUAUCUCUGUAUAUUUAUGUCAAAGGCUUCUCAAUUGUUACAUUUUAAAUAGUUGUUAAAUGUUUAUUGUUUAUUUUAAUUUUGAGAAAGUCAUCGAUUUUCUUAUGAAUAAUGUUUUUUGUGUCAUAGCUAAAAAAACUUUGUCCAACCCAGUAUCACAAAGAUUUUCUCCUAUUUUUUUCUAGACAGUUUGUGGUUUUAAGUUUUCCAUUUAGGUCUAUGAUCCAUUCUGAUGGAUGUGACUGUUUUUGUAUGAGGUAUGGGUUAAGGCUCAGGAUUUUGCAUGUGGAUGCCUUAUUGUUCCAGAAUCCUUUGUUUUAAAAAACCAAGUCUUUCUACAUUGAAUUGCCAUUACAUAUUUGUCAGAAAUCAGUUGAUCAUAUACCUGUGGGUCUGUUUCAGAGCUCUCUAUUUUUUCUAUUGAUUUAUGUUUAUUUUGCCAAUCUAUGUUUAUUUUGACUACUAUAAAUAGGUAGUGUGAGUCCUUCAGUUUUGUUUUUCUUCUUGUUUUGGCUAUUUUAGUUCCUUUCCCUUUCCAUACAAAGUUUUGAAUCAGUUUGUUGAUUUAACAGAAAUCCUGCCAAGAUUUUGAUUGGGAUUGUGUUGAAUCUAUAUAUCAGUUUGAGAAUUAACAUUGUAACAGUAUUGAAUAAUUAAUCCAUGAACAUAGAGUGUCACUCUGUUUAUUUAGAUCUUACUUGAUUAUUUUUCAUUGGUGGUGGUUUUUCAGUGUGUAGAUCCUGCACAUUUUUUGUUAGAUUUAUACCUAAGUAUUUCAUAUUUUUAAGCUAUUGGAAUUAAUAUUGUUUUAAAAAUUUCUAUUUCUGGUUUUUUCAUUUCCAGUAUCUAGAAAUAUAAAUGACUUUUGUAUCUUGACCUUGUAUCUGCUACUUUAGUAAACUCAUUAGAUCUAGGAGCUUUUUUUUUUUAUAGAUCCCUUAGGAUUUUCUGUGUAGAAAAUCAUGUCAUCAAUGAAUAGAUGCAGUUAUACUUUUUACUUUCCUGAUUUGUAUGCCUUUUGUUUCUUUUUUCUUCUUCUGUUCCACUGCCUGGGACCUCCAAUGUGAUGAUGAAUAGGAGUGCUGAUAACAGACACCUUGCCUCAUUCUCAAUCUUAAAGUAAAAGCAGUCAGUCUUAUUAACUAUGACAUGGUCUCUAGGCUUUUGUAUAGAUGUGCUUUAUCAGGUUAAGCAAUUUCGCUCCUUUUCCUAAUUUGCUGAGUUUUUUUUUCCUAAUUAUGAACAGAUACUGGAUUUUGUGAAAUGCUUUUUGUUUUUUUCUUUAGUCUUGAUAUGGUGAAUUUCGAUGAUUAAUUUUUUAAAAAUGUUGAACCAGUUUUGCAUUCAUAGAAUAAGCCAUAGUUGGUUGUGACUUAAUUAUUCUUUUUAUAUAUUGCUGUGUUUGUAAUUUUUAUUUUAAAAAUAAUAACUGGCAUAGGUGUUGUUACUACUUAUUACUACUUAAACUUUAGAAUACCUUUAAAAAUUAUGACUUGUUUAUUAAUUCAGUCAACAAAUAUCUAAUGAUUAUUGUGUGCCAGACAUUGUUUGAAGUGCUGUGGAUUAGAACAUUGAAUAAAAUUGAGUUCUUCCCUUAAACUGUAUUACUUCCUAGAAAGUAAUAUAACAUCGAGUUCUGACAUUAGCCUUCUGAGGAACAAUAAAACGUUGUAGGGGAAUGGAGAAUCACUGAAGUGAGGGGCUGAAGCUAUAUUAAAUAAUUAGUCAAGGCAGGACUUUGAGGAGGUGACUGUAGAGCAGAAACAUGAAUGAAGUGAGGGAGUCAGCCAUCUCAUUUGUGGAAAAUUGUUCCAGACUGAGAGAAUUGCAAAUACAAAGUCCCUGAAGCAGGACUUGUUUGAUGUGUUUCAAGAAUAGCACAGAGGCCUGUGUUUUUGGAGUUGGAGAAAGUUGCAGAAGGUGAAGUGGUCAGGACCUGAUAGUGUAGAACUUUGUAGGCUAUAGUAAGAACAACUUUGGAUUUUAAGUAUAAUGGCAACCACUUAUUUUUCACCAAAUGUUUAUUAAGUAUCUGCUUCUCGUCAAAUACUUUUGCAUGUUGAUGACAUAGUAGUUAACAAAAUAGUCAAAAAUCUGGGCAGUUGUAGAUCUUAGAAAUGUUAGUAAUAAAUGUAGUUGUUUAUGUAAUAUGGAGGUAGAAGUGGUAGAGUUUAGAACGAUCAGUUAGUAAGCAUUGUUAUAUACAAUGAUUACAUAUUUAAGUAAUUUUAAAAAAUUGAAAUAAAUGGACCUGUGUUUUAUGUUAAAACUAUGUGAACAGAAUUUAACCUUUUUUAAUUAUAAGAGACAUAGCUAUUUUUUUUGUUUCUUCUGGUUGCAAAGUAGGAAAACUUUCAGGCUAGGGUUUUUAAAAAUAAGAAUACAGUGGGAAUAGAAUACAGAAAAACUUCAUGGAAAUCCUAGAAUAGGAACUGUGAUUUGGCUGGGUCUUCUAGAGUCCAGAAUCCCGAAGUCUUUAUACCCGAGUGUAUUAAUUAUCUAUUGCUAUGUAAUACAUUACUCCAAAAUUUAAUGGCUUAAAACAUUGAUUUCACAAUAUCUGUGUGUCAGGAAUCUAGGCAUGGCUUAGCUGGUGCCUCUGGUUCAAGGUUUUUCACAAGGCUGCAGUCAAGGUGUUGGUUGGAACUGCAGGCAUCUGAAGGCUUAACUGGGGAAGGAUCUGCUUCUCAGAUCACUCACAUUGCUGUUGGCAGGCUUUAGGUCAUUGCUGCCUUUUGGCUGAAGAUAAUAGAUCUUUGUCAUGUGGGUCUUCCCAGCUAACAACAUGGCAGCUGGGAAGACCAUGGUGUUCCUGAGUGAGUGAGAGGGGUGAAAAGGUGUAAGCCACAGUCUCUUUGUAACCUGAUGUUCAAAGUGGCAUCCCAUUCUCUCUGCUGCAUUCUGUUUGCUAGAAGCAAGUCACUAAAUCCAGUCCACACUCAAGAGGAGAGGAUUACACAAAGGCAUGAAUACUAGGAGAUGGGGAUUAUUAAGAUGCUUUUAGAAGCUGCCUCUCAUACCAAGAAAUUAUAAUGUUUUAUUGGGUUGGCUGCCCUUCACAUCCUAAUUGUCCAUGCUCCAGAGAAAUGAAGGUUUCCAGUAAUUAUCUGCAGGAUUCGCCAUGACCCCAGCUCUGAGGGAGGCUGCAACAAAGGGUAUCUGCUUUUCAUCUUUACCAAGUACCAUGGAGUCGGACAAGAUGCUAUGCAUGGAAAGUCCAAGAACUGUAGGUGAAAAGCUAAAAGGAGACACUUUCUCUCAGAUGCUGGGAUUUCCAACUCCUGAAUCUACUCUUAGCACUAACUUUGUGAAUUUAAAACAUUUUGGCUCCCCUCAGUCUUCAAAACAUUACCAGACAGUUCUUUUAAUGAGUUCUAACGCUACGUUAAAUAAAUACAAUGAGAAUUAUAAACAAAAGAAAUUAGGGGAACCCAAUUGCAAUAAGCUGAAAAACAUACUGUGUAAUGGCAGCAACAUUCAACUCAGUAAAAUCUGUCAUUCUCAUUCUGAAGAGUUCAUCAAAAAGGAACCUCUGUCAGAUACCACAAGUCAGUGCAUGACAGAUGUACAAAUUAUUUUGGAUUCAAGUGUUACCAAAGACACUAAUGUAGAUAAAGUACAACUGAAAAACUGUAAGUGGUACCAAAAGAAUGCACUUUUGGAUAAAAUUAGUGACACUGAGAUUAAAAAGGGUUUAUUGCACUGUGCUCAAAACAAAAUUGGGCCUGACCACUCAAAUAUGCCUAUUAGUUGUUCAGCUGCAGAAAGAGAGGAGGAAGUGAAUGCUCGUUUACUUCAUUGUGUAAGCAAACAGAAAAUUUUACUUAGCCAGGCUAGAAGAACUCAGAAACAUUUGCAGAUGCUCCUGGCAAAGCAUGUUGUUAAGCACUAUGGUCAGCAAAUGAAAUUUUCUGUGGAACAUCAGCGCCCCAAAAUGAAGAUGUUUCAUGAACCUACCACAAUUUUGGAUAACAGUUUACCUAAAUGUGCUGAAAUUAAGCCAGACAUCAACAUAUUAACUGCAGAGAAUAAGUUGUGGAAUGAUACAAAAAAUGGCUUUGCACGGUGUACAGCUGCAGAAAUCCAAAGAUUUGCACUGUCUGCUACAGGGCUUUUGUCUCGUGUUGAAGAGGGUCUGGAUUCUGAUGCAACUGACAGCAGCUCUGAUGACGAUUUGGAUGAAUGUACCAUUAGAAAAAAUGUGUCAGUUAACUAUAGUACUGAAUGGAAGUGGCUUGUAGACAGAGCAAGAGUUGGCAGCCGAUGGACGUGGCUUCAAGCCCAGAUUUCAGAGCUAGAAUACAAAAUCCAACAACUAACGGAUGUUCACAGGCAGAUUCGUGCUUCCAAGGGGAUAGUGAUCCUAGAAGAAUGUCAACUUCCGAAAGACAUUUUGGGAAAACAAAUACAAUUUGCAGACCAAGUAGCCUCAUUAAACACUACAGGGAAUCCCCAGCUUCCUCCAGAGAGUCAAGAUCCUUUACCAGAGCAAGACUUUGAAAUGUCACCAAGUAGCCCUACACUACUACUUCGCAAUAUAGAAAAACAGAGUGCACAGUUGACUGAGAUCAUCAAUAGUUUGAUUGCCCCUCUCAACUUGUCCCCAGCGUCAUCACCCCUCUCCUCUAAAUCCUGUAGCCAUAAAUGUCUGGCUAAUGGCAUUUCCAGGAGUGCUUCAGAGAAUUUAGAUGAGCUCUCUUCCUCCAGUAGCUGGUUACUUAACCAGAAGCACAGUAAGAAAAGGAGAAAAGACAGGACAAGAUUGAAAUCUACAUCCUUGACUAUUAUGAGUACAGCAGCUCGAACAAGGCCACUUCAGAGUUUCCACAAACGAAAACUCUACAGAUUGAGCCCUACUUUUUAUUGGACUCCACAGACUUUGCCUUCAAAAGAAACAAGGUUUUUAAAUACUACACAAAUGCCUUGCCUGCAAUCAGCUUCAAUUUGGAGUAGCUGUGAACACAAUUCAAAGUCUCAGAUACUAACAGAACAUGUAUCAGAGUUAGAUUCUUCUUUCCAUUCUGUUCUGUCAUUGCCAUCAGAUGUGCCUCUUCAUUUUCACUUUGAAACAUUGUUUAAAAAGACUGAAAUAAAAGGAGAUCUUGCUGAAAAUAAAUUUAUAGGAGACUGUAUCAUAUCUCCAUCACCUGUACAUAAUACUUCUCCGAAUCAAUGGAGAAAUGGAUAUUCUCCUAUAUGCAAGCCUCAAAUAAGGUCAGAAUCUUCUGCACAGCUGUUCCAGGGAAGAAAGAAAAGACACUUGAGUGAAACAGCAAUAGGACAAAGAACUAGAUUUGAAGAAUUUGCUUUUCAACGUGCAGAACCAGAAUCCCAAAGCAAUUUUACUGCAGUUACUAAUGUCAGUGUUAUAUCAAGAACCCAAAAUUCAUCAUCCCAGAAUACUGCACGACGAAGAUUGAGGAGUGAGAGCUCUUAUGACAUAGAUAAUAUUGUGAUUCCAAUGUCAUUAGUGGCCCCAGCUAAGCUAGAGAAACUCCAAUAUAAGGAAAUACUUACUCCAAGCUGGAGGAUGGUUGUUCUUCAGCCUUUGGAUGAAUUUAAUUUAAUUGAAGAAGAGAUAGAAGAUCUCUCUGAUGAAGUCUUCUCCCUAAGACACAAAAAAUAUGAAGAGAAAGAGCAAGCCAGAUGGUCACUAUGGGAGCAAAGCAAGUGGCACAGAAGAAACAGCAGAGCUUACAGUAAAAAUGCUGAAGCACAGGACUUGCUUUUGAAAGAAUACCCUCAUGACUUUAGUAGCCAGCAGCACUGUGCUGCUGAGAGUCCCGCUGAGCCUCCUUCAGAGAGCCAGGAUCCCAGUACACACGGCUCACCUUCACUAGGUCAGGCUCGAGAGAUCAAGUCUUUGUGGUGGGAACGACGGGCUUUUCCACUGAAGAAUGAAGACAUAGAAGCCUUAUUAUGCCAAGAUGAAAAAAAUGAUCAGAUUCGAAGAUCAAGCCCAGCUUUCCAUGGUGAAGUCUUCUGUACCAGUACACAAGAGAACAGCCACUAUCCAAAAAGGCAGGCAGAUGGAACGGAAGAAUACAAAAACCUUGGUCUAGGACUUACUCAUGUUAAAAAAAACAGGUGACAGGGAAUAGGUUAAAAAAACUAUGUAACUGAACGGGAAAACGGGAGAAAAAAAUACGCCCUGUUCUCCAUCCCCUACCCCCUCCACAGUCACAAUUCCAGAGUAAGAGCAUGUAGUGCAUGGAUUAUUCUUUUAUGCUGUUUAUGAAACAGGCAAGUUAUAUCUCAUUUUCCUUCCUGAACCACAGGAGUAACUAGCUUUUCACCUACAGACAAGUGCUAGUCAUUUGUGUUUGAUGCAAAUCACAAGCACCAGAAAAUUAACUGCUGCAAUUUGAUGUCAGGUCACAUUACUGAGAAAAUAAUUUUUAAACAACUUACAUCCACACACACACACACACACACACACAUACAUAUACACAUAUCUGUGCAUCAAAUGACAGCUCUUCUUUUUUCUAUACACAUGGUUAUUCUUUACAUUGCCGCAGAAAUAUAUUAAUAUAAAAAUGUGUAUAGAGUAUACAUGCAUAAUACAUAUACAAAUAUAAGUAGUUUUAAAAGACACUGGCAGUGACCACUCCACUUGAAAAUGCAUGUAAGAACCCCGUGAAAUAUAAGCUGCACUAUAAAUAAAGAAGCGCAGAUUUCCAGUGGUAUUGGACAUCUAGAAGUCUUCACUAUGCAGAAGGAAAUCUUUCUUAACCAGUAGAAGUUAUUUAUGGACAUUUCUAUACCAGAUAACACAAUUCUCCUUUAUUUGAAAUCACUGAUAUCUGCUGGGUUAAACACAGGUUUUCUAUUCACUCCUAACAGAAUAAGAAAAGCAAAGUAGAGUUAAAUAUUGGUGUAUUUUAAAACUCAACUUGAGUUUUAUCUAUUUUAUGUAUCUCAUGAAGAGAAAACACCCGAUUUAAAAUGAGCAACAAACAGGAAAUUCCUGUUAGUGUAUUAUUGUACUUCUAGUUAAUUUGGUAAUUCCUUACUAUUGCUUACUCUAUUCAAAUAAGCAUCUAUUCUUACUUGUAUCCUAGAGUGAGAAUUAAAAUUCUUAAAAGGUUAAUGCUUCAACAUUGGAUACUGAAGUGUACAUUAAGUAAAAUUCCUUUUCACACUAUUACAUCAGUUUUUUUCUAUGUAAAAAUUGAGGACGAUUUAUAUGAAUCGCUUUUUCUCAUGUAAAAAGGUUAUUCAAGUUGUACCCAUAUGACUGACAAUCCUAGCCAUCUGGCCUAAUCUAGGGGAUCUGACCCUAAGUUUUUGUUAGGGAUUGAAAAUU